UAUACAAAAGAAAUACCAGGUUGUAGAAGUUUAAGGCACACAUAAAAUUAUAAGAAGAAAGAGAAAAAAACACAGAGAGGCACAAAUUCUCAUCAAAUAGGAAGUCGGAAUAUCCGAGCUCCGAUUAGGAAAUUUAAUCUGGAACCUCCGCGAAAGUCUGAAUUAUGAGUCAGUUGUAGACGAACUACUUUCAGUGUUUAUAAGACGAGAUGUUUCAACGCUGUUUAUAUGCACGAAAUAGCGCGUAGAUCAGUGUUAUUGUUGUAAGGCUGCUGUUACAGUUGUUAUGAAUACGAACGAAAACAAGCAGGAAACUGGAACGCUACAACCCGGAAAUGACGUAAGUUCCGACGUCCCAGUUCCGACUUCCGAGGUUCCGCAGCAUUUAUCCUUUGUUCCCUGUUCGUCAGCAGCCCAGAAGCGGGAGUGUUGAUAAAGCUGUAAGAGAGCUGCAGCAGCAGCAGUUGAUGAACUCUGGAAAGAAGUCCAGCAGCUUGAGGAACAUCUGGUCAAAGAAACUGGAGGGAAGCAGGAGCUCAAACAGCGGCAGGACGCAGCAGAGGAAGAGACACCAGAUGAUGGAUGAUGUUUUCCAGCCCAGAUUAGUGCUGCCAGCAGAUGUUAAAGAAGAGGCUCCUGAAGAACAGAGUCCUGAUGUGGAUCAGCAGGAGCCAGAGCCCCUCCAGAUAAAGGAGGAACAGGAGGAACUCUGGACCAGUCAGGAAGGAGAGCAGCUCACUGUGAAGGAGGAGACUGAUACCAGGUUUCCAUUAACUGCAGCUCCUAUCAAGAAUGUUAAAGAAGAGGCUCCUGAAGAACAGAGUCCUGAUAUGGACCAGCAGGAGUUGCAGCUCCUCCACAUAAAGGAGGAAAGUGAAAAAAUCUGGGCGAGCCAGGAUGGAGAGCAACUGAAUGUGAAGGAGGAGACUGAUGAUACCAGGUUUCCAGUAACUGUUGUUCAUAUGAAGAGUGAAGAGGAUGAAGAGAAACCUCUGCUCUCUCAGCUUCAUCAACACCAGACAGAAGACAGAGAUCUUCCAAGCAGGAGCUCAGGUGACCAGAUAACAGCAGAAAUUAAAGAAGAGGACUGUGGAACAUCAGAAUCCAGCAGGAACCCAGAUCUAAAUACUCAUGGAGGCUCUUCCAACUAUUCUGAAACUGAAGAUAGUGAAGAUGAUGAAGAGGAUGAUGAUGUGAAGCAUCAUGAAUCUGAGCUUAAACACUUAUCAGACUCUGAAACUGAAGACAGUGAGGAUGAUGAAGAGGAUGGUGAUGUGAAGCAUCAUGAAUCUGAGCUUAAACACUUAUCAGACUCUGAAACUGAAGACAGUGAGGAGGAUUGGAAGGAGAGCAGGACUCCAGGAUCAGACAGAAAUACUGUUAACAAAUCUUUGAGCUGCUCUGAGUGUGGAGGAAAAUUUGCUAACAGACGCUCUCUUCAGAGUCACAUGACAUGUCAUCCAAGAUUAACAUCUUCAGAUUGUUCUGGUAAUGAGACAUGUUUCAGAGAAAAGAAAAACAUAGAUUCACUGACGAAGUUUCAGAUGGGUAGUAAAGAUUUUAACUGUGGUGAAUGUGGUAAAAGUUUUAACUUGAAACGAGAUCUCAAAAGGCACACAAAGGUCCACACAGGAGACAAACCUUUUAGUUGUGAUGCAUGUGGAAGAAGAUUUACCUCCAAGUCAGAUUUAAACAAACACAUGAGAAUUCACACAGGAGAUAAACCUUUUAGUUGUGAUGCAUGCGGAAGAAGAUUUGUCUACAAGUCACAUUUAAACACACACAUGAGAAUCCACACAGGAGACAAACCUUUUAGUUGUGAUGCAUGUGGAAGAAGAUUUGCCUCCAAGUCAGAUUUAAACAGACACAUGAGAAUCCACACAGGAGACAAACCUUUUAGUUGUGAUGCAUGUGGAAAAAGAUUUGUCUCCAAGUCAGAUUUAAACAACCACAUGAGAAUUCACACAGGAGACAAACCUUUUAGUUGUGAUGCAUGUGGAAAAAGAUUUGUCUCCAAGUCAGAUUUAAACAGACACAUGAGAAUUCACACAGGAGACAAACCUUUUAGUUGUGAUGCUUGUGGAAGAAGAUUUGUCUACAAGUUACAUUUAAACACACACAUGAGCAUUCACACAGGAGACAAACCUUUUAGUUGUGAUGCAUGUGGAAAAAGAUUUGCCUGCAAGUCAUCUUUAAACAGACACAUGAGAAUUCACACAGGAGACAAACCUUUCAGUUGUGAUGCAUGUGGAAAAAGAUUUGCCUGCAAGUCAUCUUUAAACACACACAUGAGAAUUCACACAGGAGACAAACCUUUUAGUUGUGACGCAUGUGGAAAAAGAUUUAUCACCAAGUCACUAUUAAACACACACAUGAGAAUUCACACAGGAGACAAACCUUUUAGUUGUGACGCAUGUGGAAAAAGAUUUAUCACCAAGUCACUAUUAAACACACACAUGAGAAUUCACACAGGAGACAAACCUUUUAGUUGUGACGCAUGUGGAAAAAGAUUUAUCACCAAGUCACUAUUAAACACGCACAUGAGAAUUCACACUGGAAAUAAACCCUUUGGUUAAGAUCUUUAUGUGGACUGUUUUGGUUUCAAGUCACAAUAAAACAAACGCAAGAAUCCAAACUGGAGAGAAACCUUUUGGUUGUGAUGAAUGUGGUAAAAACUUUACCUUCAAGUCAAAUCUAAACCAGGAUGAUAGAAUUUACAGAAAAGACAAACCCAUUGCUAGUUAUGUUUGCCAGGGCCACCAUUCAUCCUAGGGUUUUAACAGAUUUAAAUGAGAGUGUUUCAUCGCACAUAGGUUGGUUUUAUGGAUUACAGGCUUUUUAACAGGUAGAGUCCAGCAGGUUCAACACUCUCUGACAAAACAAUUACCAGCAAAGCUCUCCACAUGGAUGUGCUUUAUCUUCAUUGUUAUUCACCUUGUACACAAACUCCUGCAAAAGCACUUUCCCUAAUAGACAUUUAAUUAAAUAUGCUGACAACACGGCCCUUUUAGACGACAAAGGAGAGGAGCAUGGACUAGUUCAGGCCUUUUCACUAAUUGGUGCAAAGAAUUCAAGUUGCUAUUGACUUCAGGAAGCUUCAGUCAUUCUCCCCAACCAUCAUCGAUGGAGAUCAAAUUGAGACUAAUGCUAGAAGUACCUGGGCAUGGUUCUGGACUGCCAUCUAAGGUGAGACUCAUGGGCUGACAGGGCAACUUAACGCCCUUAGAAUGUCCUUGACUUCUGUUCAUCAGAACAGUCCACUUAAGAGGCAGUGUCUCGUUAAAGAAAAUUAGUUUAGGAUAAAACAACCUAAAUAUUGUUAAUUUCAUUGUGUUUAGCUUUUGUUUGUGGUGGUAUGAGGCUACCUGGUGAAGCUAAUCUGAACAGGCCUCUAAGCCUUAAGGCUAGUUUUAUUUGUUCUGUGUUUUAAAGUUGAAACAAACAUUAUUUCAAUGAGAUGUUUUAAACAGUGAUGGUCCAGUAAUGGGAUUUUGCUCCAUUUUAUCUGUGUUUUGUUUAAUCGCUUUGAACUAACCUGCUAAAAAUGUGUUCCAUUACUGCUUAAAACAUGCUAAAGGUUGUCUUUGCUAGCGGCUAACAGGCUAAUAGCCUUGCUUAUAAACAUGGUAUACAGCUUUGUUUACAACAGAGCUUGUCUCAUUCGCUCCGUAAUCGUUGGAUAACGCACCAUCAAUGCUUGUAUCCACAUUAAUAUUUGUAUUGUAUGGUAUUUAAAAUAACGUAUACAAUUAUUGAAUAAGGUAUUUUUUUUGUCUUAGCAGCUGGUGACCUAGAUGUUAAUCACCACAUCUCUUUAUCCGUCCAUUGGCGGUUCGCCCCCUGGCGUCUUCAAAUAAAGUUUCUCACUUCCAUUUUAAGCGGUAAUAACUCUGUUCAACCAUGUGCUGAAGAAUAAUUACAUACCAUUGAAAAUCAAUUGUCCCAAAAGGUUAUAGAUUUCUAAUUUGGGAAAUUAUUCUUUUGAAAAUUAUUUUAUUAAAAUAAUGUUUUACUUACCUUCUGUUUUGUGUUGUGACUGGUUGUUUGAACAUAUACCAGUUGUUGCUCUUAAUUACUUUUAAAACUAAUUUGACCUCAUUUCCAGAUUCCUCAAAAUAAAUUCUGGUUCUUAAACCUAAAUAUCAACACUGAACUAUGACAUCAUUGCAUCAAUUUUAUUGGUCCCCUUUUAUCUUUUAUUUGUAUAUAGUUUCAUUAGUUUCUGUAUUCCUUUAUUUUGUUUGGUAGUUUUAGUUGAAUAGUUGUAAUCUAUUUUAAUUGACAUAUUUUAACUUAGAGUUGUUUUUUUGUUAAAUUCUUACAUUUUGAAGAGAAGGUGCGGUGAAUUGAUUCCAUAUGUGUUUGCUGUUCAGUAAUGCCAGUGCUCGAAUCACUCUUUCAUCUAUUGUUCUAAUAUAUCAAUAUUCAGCUGGUAUUCACAGGACAAUACAUAAAAGGCUGGUUAUUUAAUUAAAUAUAAAAUAACAUCAGCAUAUUAUUGCACAACAACAUUUGUUAACCAUGCAGUUACAUCAAAACAUUCUGUUAGCUUUAGCUGUAAUAAAUUUCAUAUCAUUAGUGUCUGUUUACAGCAAUCUGUGAUGAAACAUGGAGUAAAUCCUUCAUUCAAUGUAAUAUUUGACCCGUUUACACCAUUUGAUUUAUGUUGCUGCUCUGUGUUGGAUGUCUUUCAGACUUGUUUUAUGAUUAUCUGUGAAUAUCCCAAGCUUUCCUCAGUAAAGAUUAUAAUACAGUUUUAAAGUGAAAGUUUAUUGUUCAAAACGAGGGUUUUAAUCCAACCAGGAGCUGUCUUUUCCCUUCUUUUGCCUCAGAAGCAACAAAACACCAAACUCCACUUUGACAAACUUCUUUAAAACUGUUAAAGUUGCACUUGUACAUGGAAUUUGUCUUAAGUCUAUAAAAGUCACAAAUGGCAGAUGUGGCACGAUUAUUGGUUAUAGUUUAUAGAGCUCUCUUUACCCUACCUGCUUCAUUAAUGACAAAGCUCUGCCACGAAGUCAUACCUUUUCAUUAAUAAUAUGUAAAGACUGUUGGUUAGUAGCUGAAAAAAAUCACUGUACCUUAUUUUUCAAUUUUUAACUUUUUGUCCUAUUUUUUACUUUAAUUAUGGUUGUUUUAUAUUUUCUUAGCAAAUUAGUCUUACUUCAAAAGAAAUUGUUUUAAUGUUUCCUGACUCCUUUAUUAAUUAGUCUUACUGCAGUAUCUUUGUGUUUAUGUCUUGGUUUUAAAAGGAGCUAUAAAAGCAAGGUUGAAUUGAAUUAAGCUGAAGAUCAAUAAAUUGUAUAUGAAUGAA
Messenger RNA from Girardinichthys multiradiatus, 5314 nucleotides. Its product is annotated as oocyte zinc finger protein XlCOF6-like. Gene Ontology annotation, molecular function: RNA polymerase II cis-regulatory region sequence-specific DNA binding; DNA-binding transcription activator activity, RNA polymerase II-specific. The transcript has 3 exons. Gene Ontology annotation, biological process: regulation of transcription by RNA polymerase II. Bases 468 to 2576 code for a protein of 702 amino acids. Gene Ontology annotation, cellular component: nucleus. NCBI's taxonomy places the organism in Eukaryota, Metazoa, Chordata, Actinopteri, Cyprinodontiformes, Goodeidae. The record is from RefSeq and is a predicted model, not a curated record.